AUGGACAAAGAGGACUUUCACGGUGAGCAGCAAUUGGACAUAUUGGAUCUAACCGACUCGUCCUCCGGCAUGGCCAAGAGCAAGGGCUCCGCAGACAGCGCAGACAGCGCAGCGGAGGGUGUGGACGAGACUGACAAGGCCAGAGUGGGUCAAACGGAGAAGCCCCCAUACUCUUACGUCGCCCUCAUUGCCAUGGCCAUCAAGGAGAGCCGAGAAAAGAGGUUGACCCUGAGCGGAAUUUAUCAGUUCAUCAUCUCAAAAUUCCCCUACUACGAGAAAAAUAAGAAGGGGUGGCAGAACAGCAUUCGGCACAACCUCAGUCUCAACGAGUGCUUUCUCAAAGUACCCAGGGAGGGCGGAGGUGACCGAAAAGGGAAUUUCUGGACUUUGGAUCCUGCAUUUGAGAACAUGUUUGAGAAAGGGAACUACAGACGCCGAAGAAGGGUGAGGAGACCCUACAGACCUGCCACCGUUCCUUACAUAGCGGGGACCACCUGCGUGGACUAUCCGGAGCACUUCUAUCUGCAACAGAAACCAGUCUAUGUACAGGCGCCUUUUGUCAGUAACCCCUGGACCCUCUCCCAGCCAAACUCACCUCAGGCCACCUCAUACAGCUACCCCCAGUCGCAGCCCAUCAACGGACAAGUGCACUCAGUGUCCCCAAAUGGAUACGCCAGCUCCCCUGUAACCUACUACCACAACCAUCAGUUCCACGCCACCUACAGUGCUUACCACCGACAUGCGUCCGUCGUGAUGCCACAUAACGGAUGCCCCUGUGGUGGUAUGACCCAGCCUUUGAGCCCCGGCGGAGGCUCGACUUCCCAAGCGUGCUACCCCCAGUUCUCCUUUGCCAUACAACCAGAAAUGCCACUUGCGCACUCAUUUGAGUAG
Molecule: messenger RNA, 891 nt
Organism: Oncorhynchus mykiss (rainbow trout)
Lineage: Eukaryota; Metazoa; Chordata; Actinopteri; Salmoniformes; Salmonidae
Gene: foxl2l
Product: forkhead box L2-like
Biological process (GO): regulation of transcription by RNA polymerase II; cell differentiation; anatomical structure morphogenesis
Molecular function (GO): RNA polymerase II cis-regulatory region sequence-specific DNA binding; DNA-binding transcription factor activity, RNA polymerase II-specific
Source: RefSeq, marked provisional